Messenger RNA from Quercus lobata, 1959 nucleotides. Its product is annotated as Pseudouridine synthase family protein. The coding region runs from base 285 to 1538 and encodes 417 amino acids. Gene Ontology annotation, molecular function: pseudouridine synthase activity; RNA binding. The transcript is spliced from 10 exons. The record is from RefSeq and is a predicted model, not a curated record. Gene Ontology annotation, biological process: tRNA pseudouridine synthesis. NCBI's taxonomy places the organism in Eukaryota, Viridiplantae, Streptophyta, Magnoliopsida, Fagales, Fagaceae.
CCUAUACGCAUUCUUAAAAGUUAAAACCCGAAACCCUAACUUUUGAGCUCUCUCUCUCUCUCUCCGCUUUGUCUUAGGUUCUGCCGUUUCCCCUUUCUCUCUUUAUUCCUCAAACCUCUCCCUUACAAGCCAUCCCCAUUCGCUCAUUCGCUCAGUUUAAAGCUUUAUCUCAGCUUGCUUUGCUCGCUCUUCGCCGAUUUCGGCGUAUUUUCAGUAAGUAGGGGCAGAUUGGUCAUAUCGGCAUAACAUAUUUUGGCUAGAGGGGUUUGGAUCUGCAAUGAUAAAUGAUAAAAACGUGGGCGUGGGCGUGGGCGAAGCCGAAGCUAAUUUUGGUUUGGGGAAGAGAAGGCAUUCGAUUUCGAAGGAGAUUAACGAUGGAAACCCAGGCUCAGAAGAAGAUUUAUUUACAUUAUAACCACACCGAUCCUUGCAGAUUCGCCAGGUGGAAUGCCAGGGAAAGCUAUGAAUUCAUGGAAGCAAGGCCUUGGCAAGAAGUGAAUGACUUUUAUUCAAAUGCAGUGAAUGGGCAGUCAUCACUGUCCGCUUUGUUUGGGAUUCAGAAUUUUCUCCAGACACAUCAUGUUCACAAUAAUGCUGAAAUUCCAGAGGUUUCUGAUAAAACUGAAUUGGAGAGUGUUUCUGCUAAAGAUAGGACCGGGAGAUGGGCAAGAUCAACAUUCAAAAUUGUUCUUUCAUAUCAUGGGGGUUCCUUUGAUGGGUGGCAAAAGCAGCCUGGCUUAAACACAGUCCAGGGCCUAAUUGAAAUAUCUCUUGGGAAAUUUGUUGAUGAGAAUAAAGUUAAACUGCUGAAAGACAAAGGUUUACCACUGGAAGGCUGUGUUGUUGUUGCUGGGCGCACAGACAAAGGGGUCACAGCUCUUCAACAAAAUUGUGCUUUUUCUACUUGGAGAAGGGAUAUAAAACCUUGGGAUAUAGGGGAGGCCAUCAACAGUGCAGUGCCAGGAAAACUUAGGGUCAUAUCUGUUUCUGAGGUAUCACGUGUAUUCCAUCCUAAUUUCUCUGCCAAAUGGAGGCGCUAUCUUUAUAUUUUUCCAUUGAAUGAUUGGGAGGAUGGGGAGCAAAGUAGUGAGAGUGGGGAGGAUCUUGAACAUUUUAGAUGUAGUGAAAAUGAGGAUGACCAGAAAAUUGGACGUGUUGAAUGCAAUGGGGAGACUGUUGAAAACCAAAUUAUCAAUGAUGGGGAAGAGCUUGAAAGUGGAAAGAAACCAUGUAACUUCCGUAUAAGCAGGGUUAACCAACUUUUACAGCAGCUAGAAGGAAAAUUAUUAUCUUACAAGAUGUUUGCUCGUGAUACCAAAGCCUCGAGAAGUGUAGAGGAUCUGUCCUUGAGUGCUCUAACUGCAGCUGUUUCUAUUUCAGUGGUCCUCCUACGGAGUGUUUUGUCUACCAUGCUCGAGCCACAGAAACCCGACUGCCAUCCUCUGAUCAUGGGGAAGGAAGAAAGGUUAUGUGUGUUGAGCUGGUGGCUAAUCGCUUCUUACGCAAGAUGGUCAGAGUGCUUUUGGCAACCUCCGUAAGGGAAGCAGCAGCAGGUGCAGAAGAAGAUGCAUUGCUAAAGCUAAUGGAUGCCACGUGUAGACGGGCUACUGCUCCCCCAGCACCUGCUGACGGCCUAUGUCUUGUUGAUGUAGGAUAUGAAGAAUUUGAUUCGCAAAUCUGCCUCAUUCCAAAAAACUAAAUUUAUUCUCAUAACCACACAGAUCAAGCCUCCAAUCUAGAUUGUUAGUAUCAUGCAUACAGGUGUUGGGGAGGGGCCUUCAUGACUAUAGAUGGUUCCUGCCCUGAAUUACUUAGGUAGAAACUGCAGCUGUUUAAAUGGUCAUAAAUAUUCCAUCAAUCGUGUUGUUUUGUUUUUGUUUUGGUAAGACCUACAUUUAUACAUUUAUAGAGUUUUGUUCUCACUUUUAGCUUAUUAAGCUUUUGUUUCCCGUGGUUGAA